Emericellopsis atlantica is the source of this 14968-nucleotide messenger RNA. RefSeq lists its product as uncharacterized. NCBI's taxonomy places the organism in Eukaryota, Fungi, Ascomycota, Sordariomycetes, Hypocreales, Bionectriaceae. Gene Ontology annotation, molecular function: ATP hydrolysis activity; ATP binding. Gene Ontology annotation, cellular component: nucleus; preribosome, large subunit precursor. The record is from RefSeq and is a predicted model, not a curated record. The coding region runs from base 1 to 14811 and encodes 4936 amino acids. Gene Ontology annotation, biological process: ribosomal large subunit assembly; rRNA processing. The transcript has a single exon.
AUGGACAUCUCUCGGCAGACGAGGUCGCUCCUGAAGGAUGCGACUGUUUUGGACCAUCUGCCCGCCGAACUACUCGGAAUUAUCACCAGCCAAGCGGCGAAGCUGGAUGCAGUUUCGGAAGCAGCCUUGCUGCCACCGCUCACAGAACGAAUUUUCGCUCAUUUCGAAGAAGCCUUUCCUGAUAUUUGCGUGCGAUGGAUUGUCAACUCCCAAUUGAGCGAACAGCGCCGCCUGAUCACGUCCUCAGCUCUCGCUAGGAUAUUGCCUUUCGCUCCAUACCUGGCCACUUUUCUGGAUCAGCCACAGAAUCACACAAGCACUGGUGAUGGCCCUUCUCGAAUAUCCUUGUCACUAGCCGAAUUUUCACACCUGGCAAGCUCUUCCGACAACGAGGCCUUAUUACAGCACCUCGUCACGGUAUGGCGACUGGUGAAUUUUGAUCUGAGAAGGUUUAGGCAUACCUUCUCGCCUGCGCAGGCCCAGAACCUCUUCACACACGAUAGCAGAGCUGUUAGGUACCUAGCUAUCCGCAUCUACUGUCUUCUCCUUCGGGUCGCCGAUUACAAACUCGAAGCGCUAGUCAGGCAACACGUUGGUCUGGAAGAGGCUGUCAAGGGCAAUCUUGAUGGGAAAGUGGUUGAUUUAGGAUUCUUGACGCUCCACGAACAUGCGCGAGUCGAGCGAACCCUCAAGCUGCGAGACGAAGCACGCUCACAGAAGGCGGACGUCACAGAUGAACAGCUUUCCCAGACAUUGACGCCCUAUGUGGUUCCCUAUGGCAAGGCACUUUUGCCUAGACCUGGAGGCCCUACCAACGCCCCGUCCAGUACGGUGCCGACGGCGACGACGAUAGGGAACCUCGAGCAGCUCGCCCGCCUGUUGCAGGCAGAGGAUCCCAUCCUGCUGCACGGACUACCUGGAUCAGGAAAGACCCUCCUGAUUCACGAGGUCGCGAAAGAGCUUGGAAUGUACUCAGGGAUGGUCACGUUGCAUUUGAACGAGCAAACGGAUGCCAAGAUGCUUGUCGGGCUCUACUCUACUGAUUCGAAACCCGGCAGCUUUUCGUGGCGACCAGGCGUGCUGACUACGGCCGUGAAGGAAGGGAGAUGGGUAUUGGUAGAGGAUCUGGACCGGGCACCGACAGAAGUUCUGAGUACCCUCCUACCCCUGAUCGAAAGGCGGGAGUUGUUGAUUCCCAGUCGCGGCGAAAGAAUACGGGCUGCCAGUUCGUUCCGUCUCUUCGCGACUCUCAGGACCUCUCGUGGGAUGAACGGCCGGGAGAAUUUACCGACCAUCGUCGGUAUGCGCUUCUGGCAAGCGAUGCACACCUCCCCCUUGACGGAACCCGAGAUGGAAGAGGUGGUGUUGAAAACAUACCCCGUGCUUCACAAGUUCGUUCCCGGAAUUCUGGCAGUCUACAGUCGACUUUGUCGAUUGAGCCGGUCCUCAGGGAACGGCCUUGCGUUGACGGAUCGUCCCAUGAACCUGCGAGACUUACUCAAGUGGUGCCGACGAUUGCACGAAUGCCUCACGGGCGCCGGAACCAAAUCAGGCGAGGAGCCCAUUACAGAGACCACAAGGGACUGGAUGUUUAUGGAGGCUCUCGAUUGCUUUGCCGGCAGCUGUCCGGAUCCAGCCAUGAGCGCGAAUAUCUCGCAAGCCAUCGCUGAGGAGAUGCAUAUUGGAAAAGAGAGGGCAGAGCAUUACCUCACCGGAUACAUCCCCUCUCUUGAAGAGAAUGAGUCCUCCUUCAACAUUGGGCGGACCCGACUGCGAAAGCAGAAGCUAGCCAGCCGUCUGCGGAAGUCAAAGAGGCCAUUUGCCAGCACGGCACAUGCCAAGAAACUCCUUGAGCAGAUUGCCACAGCCGUGAACCUGAGCGAGCCAGUCCUGCUUGUUGGCGAAACUGGCAUUGGUAAAACGACAGUGGUACAGCAACUAGCAGAUUCUCUGGGCCACAAGCUCAACGCGGUCAACUUGUCGCAGCAGAGUGAAGUGGGAGAUCUGCUUGGUGGGUUCAAGCCGGUCAACGUCAGGACUCUGGCUGUGCCUCUCAAAGAGGACUUUGAAGAUCUUUUCGCGGCCACCGGUAUCUCUGCGUCGAAGAAUGAAAGAUAUCUCGACAGGAUAGGCAAGUAUUUUGCCAGGGGUGAGUGGGCAAAGGUCUCCAAACUCUGGAAAGAGGCCCCCGUCAUGUUUUCGCAGAUCUUGAAGCAGCUUGAGAAGGCACAAGCGCAGCAAGACGAGGCUCGAGACACCGACGAGCAGCAACCAGCCAAGCGGCGGAAGACGCAGUCCAAACUCCAGAGCUUGCUGGACUUGCGGCCAAGAUGGCAGGCGUUCUCUCAGAAGCUUGAGCAGUUUGAUGUCCAGAUCUCAGGCGGCGCCGACAGUUUUGCCUUUUCUUUCAUGGAGGGCAACCUGGUCAAAGCUGUGCGCAAUGGAGACUGGGUCCUCUUGGAUGAGAUCAAUCUGGCCUCUCCCGACACCUUGGAGAGUAUCGCCGAUCUCUUGACAGGCCCUGCGGAGCGCCCGACCCUCCUUCUUUCAGAAACCGGAGAGAUCGAGAAGAUUGUGGCACACCCCAACUUCCGCAUCUUUGGUGCCAUGAAUCCUGCCACCGACAUUGGGAAGCGCGAUUUGCCAACCGGCAUCAGGUCGAGGUUCACUGAACUCUACGUUCGCAGCCCGGAUACGGAUCUGAAGGACCUCCUCACAAUCAUCAAAACAUACCUCGGCAGCAGUAGCUCCAAACAUGAUGAUGCGGCCGUCAGCAUUGCGAAUCUCUAUCUCGAUACCAAGAAGAUGGCCGACGAUCGACGUUUGGUGGACGGUGCGAAUGAGGUGCCACACUUCAGUCUACGAACAUUGACUCGAGUCUUGAGCUAUGUCAACAACAUUGCCCCCUUGUACGGCCUGCGGAGGGCCCUGUACGAGGGCUUCUCGAUGGGCUUCUUGACUCUGCUAGACCGCAAUUCGGAAGAUUUGCUUCAGCCCCUGAUUCGUCGUCACCUCUUCAGCGACCAGAACAACUUCCAGUCACUCCUGUCUCAGCCGCCCAAGCACCCAGAUGACGGAAAGCAGUACGUCAAGUUCAAGAACAAGAAGGGCGACCGUCACUACUGGCUAUUUCAGGGCGCCGAGCCGGUGCAUGAGAGGAACGACUACAUCAUCACACCAUAUGUCGAGCGCAACUUGCUGAAUCUCGUGCGCGCAACAUCAACGCGCCGAUUCCCUAUUCUCAUUCAAGGCCCGACAUCGGCCGGUAAAACCAGUAUGAUUGAAUAUCUGGCCAACUACACCGGAAACAAGUUUGUGCGCAUCAACAACCACGAGCACACGGACCUCCAAGAGUACUUGGGAACAUAUGUCUCGGCGGCGGAUGGCAAGCUACGGUUCCAAGAAGGUCUGCUGGUGCAGGCCAUGAGGCAGGGCCACUGGAUCGUACUCGAUGAGCUCAACUUGGCGCCUACCGAUGUUCUUGAAGCGUUGAACCGACUGCUUGACGACAAUCGAGAGCUCCUUAUCCCCGAAACCCAGGAAGUCGUAAGGCCGCACGAGAACUUCAUUCUUUUUGCUACCCAGAACCCCCCAGGCCUUUACGGUGGACGCAAAGUGCUCUCGCGAGCUUUCCGCAACCGUUUCCUGGAACUUCAUUUUGACGAUAUCCCCGAGGACGAGUUGGAGACUAUUCUGAGAGAACGUAGCCGCAACACUUCGCCCCCCGACUGCAAGCGCAUUGUCGAAGUGUACCAGAAGCUUUCCAAGUUGCGCCAGACGAAUCGACUUUUUGAGCAAAAAGACAGCUUUGCAACUCUACGUGACCUUUUCCGCUGGGCUCUUCGGGAAGGCGACAACCGGCAACAAAUCGCAGAGCAUGGUUUCAUGCUGCUGGCUGAGAGAGUGCGUGAUGAGGAAGAAAGACUCGCCGUCAAGAAAGUGAUCGAGGAAGUCUUCAAGGCCAAGAUCGACCUCGAGCAGAUCUACUCUGCCGAGUCAGCACCGGAGUUGAGAGGUCAUUCGAGGAAAGACAAUAGCCAGGGGGUGGUCUGGACUCACGCUAUGCGUCGUUUGUAUGUUCUUGUUGCGCGAGCACUCAAGAACAAUGAGCCUGUCCUCCUGGUCGGCGAGACUGGCUGUGGAAAGACGACUGUCUGUCAACUUUUAGCCGAAGCCCUUCACAAGGAGCUGCACAUUGUCAACGCCCACCAGAACACGGAAACUGGCGAUCUGAUCGGCUCGCAACGCCCCAUUCGCAACCGAGCAUCUAUUGCGGAAGCAUUGGAUGUCGACGUUAAACGUGCGUUGCAGCUACUAGGCUGUGAUGUAGGCGAAUCGCCGGAGGACAGGCUGCAACGAUACAAAUCCUUCAGCGGUGAGGCGCUCAACGUCGUGCCUCAAGAUCUCCAGCAGCAGAUCACCAUCAAUGAGACGCGCAGUAAGGCCUUGUUUGAGUGGUCUGACGGUGCUCUCGUCGAGUCCAUGCGACAAGGACAGUUUUUCCUGCUCGACGAGAUCUCCCUCGCGGACGACUCGGUGCUGGAGCGUCUUAACUCUGUUCUAGAGCCUCAGCGGACCCUGCUGCUAGCCGAGAAGGGAAUCGAUAACUCUUUCGUCAAAGCCGCUGAAGGUUUCCAGAUGUUUGCCACCAUGAAUCCGGGAGGUGACUUUGGCAAAAAGGAGUUGUCGCCGGCGUUGCGCAACCGCUUCACGGAGAUUUGGGUGCCACCUUUGUCCGACAACGGCGACAUCAAUGACAUUGUGAGGACGAAGCUGCAGGAUGGCAGCAAAGAUUUGGUCGAGGUUAUCGUUGCAUUCGCCACGUGGAUUGGCGAGAACUUCCGCUCAAUGUCUUCUACGCGAUUUUCCAUCCGAGAGAUCCUGGUGUGGGUUCAGUUCGUCAACAACUUUGCAUCGAGGAACAAGCUUGCGGCCCUGGUACACGGCGCUGCUACCAUCUUUAUUGAUAGCAUUGGCGCCAACCCGUCUGCAAUCUUGGCCGGAGAUGGUGAAACUGUGCCUCACCAAAGGGCCAAGUGUCUACGCAAGCUCAGUGAACUCACUGGCCAGGAUGUCUCUGCAAUCUACCAGCUCGAGCCCACGUUGACCAUGGACGAUCGGUCGCUCACAAUCGGCGACUUUUCCGUUUCCAGAACCUCGACUGCGUCCGCGGAUCCUGGAUUCGCAUUCCAUGCACCCACGACAAGACUCAAUGGCAUGCGUGUUCUACGCGCGAUGCAAAUGCAGAAGCCCAUUCUCCUCGAGGGCAACCCAGGCGUUGGCAAGACUACCCUUGUCGCUGCACUGGCGCGCGCUUGCGGGGAGCCUUUGACGAGGAUCAAUCUUUCGGACCAGACAGAUCUGAUGGACCUUUUCGGUACAGAUGUGCCAGUCGAGGGUGCUGAAGCAGGUAACUUUGCGUGGCGAGAUGCUCCGUUCCUGCAAGCUAUGCAGAAAGGAGAGUGGGUUCUCCUCGAUGAGAUGAAUCUGGCAUCGCAAUCAGUCCUCGAGGGGUUGAAUGCGUGCUUGGAUCACCGUGGAGAGGUCUACAUCUCCGAACUGGACCAAGUGUUCAAGAGACACCCCAACUUCCGCCUUUUCGCUGCUCAAAACCCUCAUAAUCAAGGCGGUGGCCGCAAGGGUCUCCCAAGCUCCUUUGUCAAUCGAUUUGUGGUUGUCUACGCAGACGUGUUCUCUGACGAGGAUCUCCUCCUGAUCGCGUCGCACAAUUUCCCCAAUGUGGCCCCUGAGGUGAUCACACAUCUGAUCCAGUUCAUUUCCAGAAUGGAACAAGCGACAACAAUCGAAAAAUCCUUCGGUGCUCAAGGCGGGCCUUGGGAAUUCAACUUGCGAGAUGUACUGAGGUGGCUGCACCUGCUCAACUCGUCGGACGACAUCCUGCAAGGUGCUCGCAUUGACGAUUUCCUGAAUCUCAUUGUGCGCCAGCGCUUUCGGUCCGAGCGAGAUCGUGACGAGGUCAACAAGCUGUUCUCGCAGGUCACUGGAGUCGAGCCUCGCGGACACAGUCUCUACCACGAUGUCAGCUCAUUGCACGGCCAGGUCGGCAUGGCCCUGUUGCAGAGGAACCUCCAUCGCCAGCCUGAACGCCUCCCUGGCAUUGAUACCAAACCACGCCUGCCGGACCUCGAGACGCUCAUGAUCUGCGUCAAGAAAAACAUUCCAUGUAUCCUGAGCAGCCCUUCGGGCUAUGGCAAAACAGUGCUUCUGGAGCACGUCGCCGCCCUGGCGGGCAGGUCAUUAGUCGUGUUCCCAAUGAAUGCUGACAUCGACACCAUGGACCUAGUCGGCGGUUUCGAACAAGCCGAUCCUUUCCGAGAAGUCAACGCUAUGUUUGUUAACCUGAAGGAAAUGCUGCAAGAGGCUGCUGCGUCCUGCAUCCCAGACGCAUUCCCUGACGCUGCCCUUGAGUUGCUGCACCUGUUGGACAACUACGACGGGGACGUGAACAAGGUGCACUCAAUCCAAUCUUCGAUCGAGCAGCUGGCGGCUACGACACCUGAAAAGUCCCAAAUCAAUCAUGUCUUGCGCGUAGCUAUCGAGCUAUUGAAAGGACCACUCAAGCUAGCCAACCCGCGAUUCGAAUGGCUCGAUGGUGUCAUUGUCAAGGCACUGCAGCAAGGACAGUGGCUGGUCCUUGAUAAUGCCAACAUGUGCAACGCCUCCGUCCUCGACAGGCUCAACUCACUGCUGGAGCCUAAUGGCUUCCUCAGCAUCAACGAACAUUGUGAACCUGGCGGUGAGCCCCGCGUGGUCAAGCCGCAUCCUGAUUUCAGGAUCUUCCUGACUGUGGACCCUCGAUACGGCGAGCUUUCACGAGCAAUGAGGAAUCGUGCCGUUGAGAUCUAUAUCCAUACCCCACCGCCAGUCGUGGACUCGUGCUUUGACAGGGUGGCUCAAGUCGAGGGUGGAUUGCACAGACUGCAUCAAGUCGAGAAGACAACACCGGGGGUCAAGACAGUGGCCAGGGAUCUCUUGUCAAUUGGCGAUCUGGCUAUGCUCCAGAGGUUUGCCGACGACCAGAACGCUGAAAUAAACGGUAUCGAUCAUCCCGAGAAAGACGCGCGCGGGACCGGGACAUCGACUCAGGAGAACAUCGUCGACAUCCUGGAGUAUUUGGGUACCGAGACUGGCAACCAUGACCUUCAGGCAGCCUCUCGUUUGUACGAGGGUCUGUCCCCAGAGACGGUGUCUGUACUUCGGUUCCACCAACCAAUCCAUCCCCAGUUGAACAUGCCUGUCACUCAACGUGUGCCUGACGUACAGGUGGCAGCUUGGGUGGGUGUGCGUUAUGAGUUCAACCAGUGGGUGCACCGCAUGUUCAAAGCUCUAGACAACUAUAGUCGCUCAGCGCAAGGCGCUAAAUUGGCUCACUUGAACCGCCUCGAAAGGUCCCUCCUCAAGGACCGGGUAGCCGCCGUUUCCAAGGACUCGACUGCCAAUCUUGCCGACUUUUUGCGCUCUCUUCUCAACGCCCUCGUUGCACACCUUGGCAAAGCCACUACUGUCAGCUCAUGGAAGGAAGUUGCCGCACUCCUGCACCUCUUUGAGCGCUACAUUCAUCGCACAAUGGCCUUGUCGACUGCUGCCUUCUUCGAUGAAGCGAAAUUCCAGGCACAUUUGGCGCACGGUGCCGAUUUGUUCCAGAGCAGACUAAACCAAGAUCACAACGGUGUCGUCUUAGCGUCCUCGGAGGAUAUCCAGCGAAGGCUCCUGGAGGACGUCUCGGAGAAAUUGAAUCGUGCGUUCACCACAGGCUUCAAGCUGUCAACUGGCCUGAGUAUGGAAGUUCUGUGGCAGUGGCUGCGUCCUACGCCGUUCAGAAAUGAGGCGUCGCUGCGCAAUGCGGUCGAGCUCUUCAAGCUGGCUGCGAGAUUCGACGAUAUUCGAUGGAGGACGAGUGCUUCGGUCGCUGACCUUGCCAACGCCUCAGCGGAUCUGGCCAGAGCUUACACCGUCGUGAAGAACUCUGAGGCUUCUACCGACGAGCUUGUUAAAGGCCUCACUGAUGUUGUCGAGAAGGAGGAAACCCGUAUUGGUGUUGAUGCGCUUGAGCUCCAGCCUUACUUCAUGAACGAGUUCGAAGCCAUCCGACAGAUGCUUCUCCUUGAGACUAUCAAAGAGAACCGUCCAGGAGCGACACAGGACCGCGAGCUGCUGAUCCUCUCCAAUGCCUCUUCUCAGUCGGGUAUGGUGUUGGCUGAUGCUGGUCCUACAAGCUCCUUGUUGCAGACACUUGACUCCUUGGCUACCCAGCAGAAGCACGUCUGGGAUGGCAAGUUCACCACUUCGCUCUGGGCGCGCCUCAAGGGCCUUGACAAUGUCAAUCUCCGCUCUUUGGCGAUGCUUGAGGUGGAGAUACCGAUUCUGGGACACCAUCUGACCAGUGCUGACGUUGUAUCCGAUCCUAUCAUCGCUUUGAACGAUGCUCUUCUAGGGCUUUUGCUUCAAGUCUUUGAGGCCCACGCAUCAAAUUUCAGAGUUGCCGCCCGACAGAUCCAUGCUCAUCUUGCGACGGCACUUGCACAAGGAAGGGCAUCGCCACUUGAGUUACUCUCAGACCCUACCUUGGGCGAAUUCCUUGAUUCUGUGGAGCCGCCGCACCUGAGAACUAUCUCAGCAACCUACCUUGUACCUGCUAUGAUAGCGACUGUCGUGAGCAACGAAUCAAAGACUCGCCGGGCGUACUUCUCAGCCUUGGCUUGGGUGUACUUCAGCGUGGGACUAAUUAGCCUCUAUGUACCUGAUCGUGCUUUUGAUCCCCAGAUCCGCCCACAAAUGGAGAGAGAGUUCUUUGAGGAUAUGCAGGAAAGCUUGCAACAGAACAUCGAAACAUUGAAGUCAUUCGAGUUGGAAUUCACAGGCCAAGACAGCAGUGUGCGCAUUGAGAGAUUGCACGAGGAGCUUGAGCAGAUGGGUCCCCUUCCGCCCGCUGUGCAGCCUGUCUACAGACCAGCCAACCCAUCCGAGCUUAACAGAAUGCAUGCAGAGUUCUCCAACAUUCUGAAGGCCGCCGGCAGCCUCGACCUUCCGACUGGCACAGACUCCUUGUCUCUGCCUGAGGACUACUCACUUGCCCCUGACCGCCUGCACCUUGUCCGAGAGAAUGUGCAACGGCUCGUUGGGCGAUUGGACAGCCGAUAUGAAGCUUACCAAGAUAUGACGGUACCUACAGUCAGCUUGUUGAGAAGUCUCCUGGUUGGACUAUCACUAUGCGAGGCUACCUUGGCACAGACCGCGACAGACGCCACAUCCGAAUUGCUCCAGGCUUCGCCCUUCUUUGGCAGCGUCGGACAGUCAGGUAUCAAAAGGCUUGAGCUAGUCCGUGGGUUUGACUUGCUACACUACAUGGGGCUCGUUGUAUCCACACAGGGGAUUGACAGUCUUGAGUCUGACCAGCGCCAAUCAAUCUUCGAAUGUUUCCAUUCGUUCUACGAUGAGUGGAGCACGAAGCUGGAAGCCGACAAGAAAGCUGAGGCCGCCAACACGAGUCUGUAUCGCUUCCAGGGUGGUCUCGAGGACGAGGAAGAAGUAGACGAGGCUGAAUUCCACGACCUUUUCCCUGGGUACGAGGAAGAAGGCGCUCGAGUCACCGUCACCAAGAAGAGCGACCAGGUGCGCGAUACCUCGAUCAAGGUGGCCAAAGCCCACAGCAAGAUUUUCACUGCGCCGGCUCAGCCGCAGGAAGCAAUGUCGACCUUGACCGAGUCUGUGGCGCAACGCGUAUCGGACGAGAUGGCAGAGCAUGCUUACGUUGAUCGCACCAUCAACAGCAAGAUGCUUGCCGCCAAUCUACUGUUGUUCGACGAGAAGAAGACCAGAGUUGCUGCUCCUCAGGCCGGCUCGUCCUACAAUUUCUAUACAAGCGAGAACUUGGGCGAGGCGCGACGUUUGGUGUCUCUCGCGCAUAAAGUCAAGGCGCGCUUCCGUGAUUUGCAGUUUGUCGAUGAGAUUGGACACAUGCAGCCGCUGGCCGAUGUCAUCAUGGCCUGUGACAAGUUGUUAGAUGUCACACACACAGAGGCUCUCGCCGCCAUCUUGCCCAAGGUUGAGUACCUCCACGCGUUUGUGUACGAGUGGCAAUUUGGAGGCUGGGCCAGCAGAACGCACGCCGUGCCCGAGUUGCACGACGCGCUGACAAAGGUCAUCAUCGACUGGCGCAAGCUCGAAUUGUCGACGUGGGCCAAGUUGUUCGACACGGAACAGCAGAAAUGCCAAGACGACGCAUACGCCUGGUGGUUCGUUGCCUACCAGGUGGUCAUCGCUGUGCCGUUGUCGCUCGUCGAAUCCCCAACUGAGCUCCGCGAGUAUGCCGUGGAGUUGGUCAAGAACCUAGAGUUGUACUUCUCGACUUCUAUUGUCGGCCAGUUCGGCGCUCGUCUUGCCUUGUUGCGUCAGCUGUGCAGCCAUCUCUGCCAGCUGGUCAAGGACUACCCGUCUUUGGACAUUAUUCACACUUCUGUGACUAACUUUAUCGACUUCUUUGCUCGCUAUGAGGCCACUGCUAUCGAGGCCAUCAAGCAAGGGCGAGCCCCUAUCGAGAAGAAGAUGAAGGAUGUGGUACUGCUGGCGAGUUGGAAAGACACCAACAUCAACGCGCUUCGGGAGAGCGCUCGCAAGUCUCACCAGAAACUCUUCCGCCUGGUCAGGAAGUUCCGCGGUGUCCUUGGCCAAGAGAUGCGCGCCAUCACCUCACGAGGGUUGCCUGACCAAGAAGUGUCAAAUGCUCAGGUCCCGACGCCUACGCCAAGUUCAGGGCUGCCCCAUGACAUCGUCACUGCGCAGCUAUCAAAGAUCUGUGCGGACUGGAUGAACCAGAACAGGCGCGUGGCAAAUGCAGCAAAGACAGUAUCCAUCAUGUCGCGGCUGACUUCCAAGGCUGAGAUGAGCACAAGCAUGCCAUCGACGUUGGACAGCUUCGUUUCCAGCCUGAACGACUCCAUGGCGGAACUUCGCAAGGAAACGCCCCAGUACCUGAACGACGAGAACAAGAACCAGGUCAAGUACCUCAAGACCCGCAAGAGGAAGUUGUUUGCAGACACUCUAAAGGAGCUGAGGCAGAUGGGCAUUCGACACAAUCUGCCCCAAGAUCGCCUAGCAGAACAAGACUCCCUCGCCGUGGCCCUUGCUGGCACCGCGCCGAUUUCACAACACCACGCGGGUGUCGCGGAUGCCGCGCAAUACUACUUCCACAAAGUGCUCGACCAGGCGCCAACAGUGCGAAGCAUGCUCCAGACGCAUUCCGAGGAGCUGACGCCUGCUGAGAUCGCCAGGGGCGUUGGAUUUGUCGAAGGCUUCAUCCACUUGCUCCUCAAUCAACGUCGCAACCUGACCAACUCGGUAGCAGCAUUGGGCGAACUUCAGGCUGCAUCAAGACAGCUCAAGGCUCUGGGCGACGUCAAGGCCCACCAAGGCUUGAACCGUGUCGGAGCCGGCAGUAACUGGGCUCAACUGCUACCAUGGCUGGUUCAAAUCAUUGACUUUGCCGCACGCUUGAUUCAGACGCACGCAAAGCUAGGCCAGACCGAGUACGCGGACAUCAUCAGGCAGUUCCAGCUGUGGUCGAACAAGUUUGGUGAUCGGCUGCGAACGUACGAAUCGCUGGGCCCGCUGCCCGAGCUCGUCACUUCCACUGCGCUAGCUGAUCUUGAGACGGGCAUCGAGGCUGACUUGCAGCUGCUGGGCGAUUUCCUCACGCAGGUCACCGACAAAUACCCAAGGCUGAGCUUCAUUGUGGACCAGGUUCGACAGUGGGCUCAGCUUGAGACAUCGCCGUCCACCACAUCGGGUGCAUCGCUUCGCUAUGUCGACUUUGCCAAUGGUGCUUCACAGUUAUGCGACAAGGUACUCGUGGCCGUGGAGGCUGGUGUCAAGGCCAGCAAGGAUACUGUCCAGGAGGAAGACAGUGCUGGCUGGCUGGUCAACCACGACAAGGCGUUCGCGCUCAUGAUCAAGCAGCUACGCAUGAAGCAGGUCACAGCCAACAUCCUCGAAUGCGUGCGCUCUGUACAAGACGUGGAUCUCGAAGCGCCCGAAGCCAGCACGGUGGUCAUGGGCGUGGCGAGCCUCGCCGCACCAAUUGUUGACCAGUUCACUCUUGCGUGCGAACAGUCCGUCGGCAGGCUUCUUGACAUCCACCGAGCCACAGCCCACAUGGCCUACAAUCUGACCAAGACGUUCUCGCAGAUUGCGGCCCAGGGCUUCUGCACGCCCCAGGAAAAGUCCGAAGAGACGUCUGAACAAAGCGGCAAGCUUGAGUCAGGCACUGGUCUCGGAGACGGCCAGGGUGCGGAGGAUAUCAGCAAGGACAUUCAAGACGAUGAAGACCUCACGGAGCUCGCGCAAGAGCCAAACAAGGAAGACAACGGAGAUAUCGAGGACGAGAAGGAUGCUGUUGACAUGGCUGAUGAAGAAUUGGAGGGCCAAAUGAAUGAUGCCGAGACGAAAGACGACGAGGAAGGUUCCAACAAGGGCGAUGAAGAAGAGGAGGAGAAUGACAUGGACGAGGAGGCUGGCGAGGUGGACGACCUUGAUCAAAACGCAGUGGACGAGAAGACUUGGGACGGCGAUGAUGAGGACAAGGCCGACAAGGAACAGCAGGGAGAGAAGGCCAAGGGGCAAAAGCAGCAGGAUGAUCAGCAGUUGGCGAACGAGGACCAAGCAAAGAAGAAGGAGGAGGACCCACAGGAUGCAGAGCAAGACGAGCCUGCAGAUGAGCCAAAUGCCGAGGAUGCAGAGGCUGAGCAGGAAGACGUCAAGGCGCAGGACGACCUCAAUAAGCAGGACCAGACUGCAGAGGAUGCGGAUGCCCUUAACAUGCCGGACGACAUGGAUCUCGACUUUGACGACAAGGAAGAGCUCUCGUCCGACAGCGAUGAUCUGGAUGACCUGCCUGAUGCUGAGGAGGCAAACGAACCUGAGGAAGAAGGGAAAAUGGAGGAGGACGAGGGUGAGGAGGUUGGCGACAACGCUGCAGCGCCACAAGACGCAGCCGAAGACCAGGAUGGGGCGGAGAAUGAAGAACCGGAAGAGGAGGAAGAAGCGCCCAUGGGUGAGGAUGAGGUCGAUGAAGACGCGAAGCCAGAAGAGCAGGAGAACGAACCAGAGGAGGCUUCCAAGGACGACGCCCCUCCACCUCAAGACACAGCCAUGGCGGACAAGGACAAUGUUGCGCCAAGCGAGGUCAAGAGCUCAGGACAAGACCAGUCGGGCGACGCGAUGGACAUGGACGAUGAGUUCCAAGACAACGCGGCCAAGCAAGACGAUGGCGAGCUCGGACAAGGUGCAGCAGAUCAGGAGGCUACGGCUGGCGAGAAGGGCGAAAUGUCACGCGCCAACGAUCCCAAAGAGAACGAGCGACAGGACCAGAAGGAUUCGGACAAGGACGAUGCCGCGGCCAGUAACCCGUUCAAGAAGAUGGGCGACGAUCUCGAGGAAUUCCACCGGCAGCAGGACGACAUCAAAGCCGCCAAGAGUGAAGAGGAGGCCGAGGCCAAGCAGCAGCCCGACGCUGACCAGAGCCGCCGCGAAUUCCAGCACCUCCAGCACGACGACGCAGCUGCCGACGCGCAAGCCAUGGGCGCAGCCAACGAGGACGAGGUGCAGCCUAUUGACGAGUCCAUGGCCAUUGACGAGGAAAAGCGAGACCCCGAGAGCCGAGUGAUGGAAGAAGACAAGGACAAGGCUGCUCCCGAGGUGCCCGAUGAAUCUCAGCAGCAGGAGUCGAUGCAAGCCCAGGACAAAGAGAAGGACGCCAAGGACCAGGAUGAUGGUCGCUCCGGCGUCAAGACACACCAGGGCAAUUACAACCGGGAGCAGACCUCCGACUCGGACGACGAGGAGGACGUCCACAUGGGCGAGGGCGCCAAGGACGAGGAUGUGGAGGAAACCUCGACGCAGCUGUCGGCGACGCACAUUAGCAGCGACCGGGAGCUGCGCGACUUUGGCGAGUGCAUGCAGCAAUGGGUCGAGUUCCAGUCGAGGACGCACGCCAUGUCACUGUCCCUGACGUCGCAGCUGCGGCUCAUCCUGACACCAUCGCAAUCCACUAAGCUGUCGGGCUCGUUCCGCACGGGCAAGCGGCUCAACAUCAAGCGCAUCAUCCCGUACAUCGCCUCAAGCUACAAGCGCGACAAGAUCUGGAUGCGACGCAGCGUGCCGACGAAGCGCACGUAUCAGAUCAUGCUCUGCGUCGACGACAGCAAGAGCAUGGGCGAGGCCGGCUCGGGCACGUUGGCGAUGGAGUCCCUGGUCAUGGUGUCGCGGUCGCUGACGAUGCUCGAGGUCGGCCAGGUGGGCGUCAUGGGCUUUGGCGCCGACGUCUUCACGGCGCACGAGCUGACGGACCCGUUUGCGGCGGACGCCGGGGCCCGUGUCCUCCAGAACUUUACCUUUUCGCAGAACAGGACCGACAUUGUGCUGCUGAUCCGCCAGACAAUUGACAAGUUCCGCAUCGCGCGGCAGCAGCAGUCCAACGGCGGCUUGUGGCAGCUGGCGCUCAUCAUCUCGGACGGCCUGGUCGAGUCGUCGACGCACGACGUGAUCCGUCGUCUGCUCCGCGAGGCCAUGGAGGAGCGCAUCAUGAUGGUGUUCAUUGUCAUGGAUGACCAGGUGCAAAAGGGCUCCAGCGUGCUGGACCUCGGGUCGGCCAAGUUCCAGGAUGGCGAGGUGGUGGUGACCAAGUACCUCGACACGUUCCCGUUCCCGUACUUUUUGAUUGUGCACAACCUGGAGGAGCUACCGAGCGCUCUGGCGGGUCUCUUGAGGAUGUGGUUCGCCGAGGUGGCGUCUUGAUUUUGAAUUUGGUCAGCAUGUAGAGAGGCGUUGGUUGAUUCUUGAUUUCGAUAAGCAACAUACUGCACGGCGUUUGGAGGGUAUAAAAGUUAGAUAUAUGAUAGCACUCGCUACACAUUGCACAUGAAGUCACUCAAUAGAUUGGCAGGUUUUAAAA